Molecule: messenger RNA, 5877 nt
Organism: Seminavis robusta
Lineage: Eukaryota; Bacillariophyta; Bacillariophyceae; Naviculales; Naviculaceae
Source: the annotation of a GenBank genome assembly
AUGAAGAUUGUGUUGACGGCUGUGGGCUUCCUCGUCGCCAGUGUGGCGGGAGACGGUAUCCGAGGAGGUGUGUUGCAGGAUGAAAUUUCAGUGUGGGCAGAUCAUGGUGCCAAAGAAGAAGAUGUCGGUGUGUUGGAUGGAGGAACCCAUGGUGCGGAGGCAGAAGAUGGCGGAGAGGAUGGUGCGAUGUUUGCAGUGCCUUGGGACGACGACAUCGAAUUUGACGAGGAAAAGUAUCUCGAUGCGGGCGACAAUGCCUUGCCCUGGGUUGUGGAUGGUGUUGGAUUCUCCAGCGUUGAUGAGUAUCUGGAGUAUGCCCAUGGGCGUCGUGUUACCGAUCAUCCCUACUUUCGCAGAAUGUUGGAUGAAAACGGUGAUCCCGUGGCACCGAGCAACAAAGACUUUACAGAACUUUUGGUGGCGGAGCUUGAGUAUCAGAGGGCGGUGAACGGGACGGUCGAUCCCUUGGAAGCCAUGGCCAGUGUUGCCCAACAAGUCGUCUUCAAGGCGAUCGAGGCCGACGAAACGGGCGACAAUCGUACUGAGUGGAUCAUGGAACACUUGACUAUCUCCGAGCAGGGAACCCCUGAGGCGCUGGAGAUGGCAAAGAUCAUUGCCGAGAACGCGAACCACACAGCUUGUGAAAUCCCCGGGGAGUGCGUCACCCAAGCCCGGCUCAAAAUUGUCAAGAACUGGAUUGAAGGCUACCUAAACAACUGCAUGCAAACUGGAACAGAGCUUGAUCUCGAUGACAUGUACCAGCGUCUCUUUGCCGAAACGGAUGUGGAUCCGCAGAGUGCCGAUGAAUUGAUCCAGUCCUCUCCUGCUAUCCGCGAUCAAAUUGACUACAUGAUACAGGAAGCAGACAUUGCCGCGAGAGAAAAUGAAUUGGCUCCUCGGGCGGAGUUGGUCGAGAAGGCCCUAAUUGAUGCUGGGAACAACAUGACCGACUUUGAAGACACUUUGGAAGAGAUUGGCUUUUCGGAAGAAGAAGUCUCUGUCUUGUUGCGAUCUCUAGCACCAGAACGCCUUGCAAAAGUUGAAGAGGCUAUUCGCAAGCCCAAGGAAGACUAUGAAGCUCAAGUUUAUUAUGCUUUUGAAAAGCUGGCGAACGGAGACAACCAUACGUACUUUGAGGAAGCCGAGUCGACGGAAGGCGAACGGAGGCUCAACUACGUUCCCCGCCCAGACGACAUGCGCAUCGAGGACCAUCAGAGAAUGUUCAAAGACAAGAUCCAAAGACGACGACGACUCUCUGUUCUUCCUCAGGACACGGCGGAUUUCGAGUCCCGUCUGAGGGAUCACGUUGAGGAACUCCAAGGACACGCUCGUGAACUGACACUCUCCUGCGACGCGGGAGAAAGCAGUGCGGAAUGUCUUGCCGACGGACUUGUGGAGUAUGCAGACAAAAUCGAAGGCCUCAUCGGUACCGGGGGUAGCUUGGUCAACAAUUUGUCGUCGUUGUCAACCCUGUUGACCAGCCUCGCCAAUAGUCAAGGCGCGAUUGAUGAUGUUGACUUUAUGGCCGAUUCAGUCUACGUGGCUUUCAAAAUUGCAGCCAAGUUCCCCUCUGUCGGCACCAUCUUCAAAGUCAUUGAAAAUGCUCUUAAGCCCAUCAAGGAAAUGAUUUCGAAGGUGGAUCAAAAGGCAGAUCGCUUCAAAAGCAAUAUCCUAAAUGUCUGGAAGAACUCUAUAGAAGUGGUGGAGAAGGUAAUGGAGACAUUUGACAGCUCUAAGUUGUUUGCACUCCGCACAGGAGCGAACGUGUUGGCUGCUGCUAGAGAUUCCGUUUGUGUGACAACCAUGAUUGAACAUGUUGGUGGGAAUGUUCUUGAUACCAUGGAAUUUGUUAUCGAUCAUUUUAGGAAAUACCUUGAGACUUUCUACAACUCGAUGAAGCGUCUGGAUGAUGUCCUCAAUUCGCAGGCAUGGAAAGACAUUCAGCAGACCUUAUCGGAUAUCGUUUCCCAAGUGGAGCCACUGGAUAUUGCUCUUAAGCCCCUUAAUGGUAUUGUGGAUCUCUUGAAAGAAGAGGUUGAAAUCAAGCCUUGGGCGUCAUUGCCGAUUAAGCAGCAGCAAUUUGGGAAAAACCAGUGCCCUAGCGGAUAUCAUCGAGGCUUGGACCAGCGUAUUUGUUGGGAGAACAACAGCAAGGAUUGGGUCUAUUGGCCUCUGUCCAUCCCCCCAAAAAUGAUGUGGCCAUGUAGCCGUGGAAACAUGGGAAAGGUUGGCUAUGAUGGAGUUUGCGCCAACAGUUCCUACAGGCGGAACGAGUGCAAACUGAAGUGGUACUGGAACUACAAGAAGAUUAGACUUUGCAGGCCUUUCAAAUGCUGGGAUGAAAAAAUUCCUUGGGGUGGAAAGUUUCGUUGUGAGCGAAGCCGUUACAGGGCUGAAUGGUGGACUGCUCCUAGACUCCGGUGUGCUGAAAAUUGCAGAUCUGGCUACAGUAAUGUUGUGCCUGGUAGAUGCUUCAAAAAAAGUUGUCCUCACGGCUGGUCACACAAGGUCCUUCCAUCACUCUGUUUUCCUAGAACCAAUGACAGACGCUUUUGGAAGUACCAAGCAAAGAAAGAUGACCACAAUUUGCUUUGCAAAAAGUAUAAUGGUAGAAAGCGAGACGGUACUGGUUUCACCCAGGAUAUCUUUGGCACAUGUUUUGGAACGUGUGCUGCUGGUGAAACCCUCAUCCUUGGAUGGUGUGUUCCGCUGGGUUCUGUCUGGUUGUCUCUGCAGGAUAUCACGAAUGCAUUUACCAAGAUAUUUGAUUUUAUAGAGGGUCUCCCAAUUGUGAAGGAGAUCCUGGCAUUCAUCGAUGACGUGAUCCGUGCAGUUCUGGGUGACAUCAUUGACAUUAUGGAGGACCAGAUCAAGAAGCUCCUCAACCUCCCUACAUUUCCAGACAUCGAUCUUGAUUUGCUCCCCUUCAAACCCUUUGACCUCAUUCCCUUAGACAUGCCCGAGCUUCCUGAAAUUGCAGCCUUCACAAACUUGCCAGGACAACUGUAUGGGGACUUCAUAAACCAGGUCCCUGCACCUUUCAAGUACAUUGGUGAUUGUGCAACUGACAUUGAGUGCGUGGCAAAGCAGCUUGGCGUAGACAUGACGGAGAUGCUCGACACACUCGCGGAUGUGGCGGAAGCGCUUGAUGGCAUAGAAGAAUAUAUUGGUGGCAUUGUGGACGGCAUCAAUUGCACCGCAUUCACAAAUAAGACCCUCCCGGUCUCGGAUGUCCUUGCCAAGAUGAAUCUUCCAGACUGCAACGACUGCGACAUUGAGAUUCCCUGGUGUGAGCAGUGGGACCUCUCGGGGAUUCAACAGCCAAUGGACGACAUAACAGGGAUGUUUAAAUCGUUACUUAAUGGUCCCGACCGAAGGCGUUUGCUUGGAAUUAACUACGUUGAUAUGGGCUUGGAUUCGGAUACAACAGGUUGGAUGCCUUUGCUUGCAUUAGAACUUGAUCUUCAAGCCUUGGGCAACAUGCAUUCUCGUCAGGCCUCCGCAGAAUACAACAUCUUCACGUUCAUCAACAGAGGGCGGAUUACUUCGAACGACAUUGGCUGGUCAAAUAGCUACAGCAGCGGCCGGUACGCUGCAAAUGACAAGAUUCCCGUGGGCUUUCACUUCCGCUUCGAAACCAAGUUCUUUUUUAGCCUGGGUCUGAUUCAGGAGAACGGAGAAAUCAAGUUUGGGAUGGAUGUAGGAGCCCAUUUGGAGGGAAGAUUUGCCCGUUCACUCGGUCCCUAUCAAAUGAUAAAAAAGGCCAUCGAGCUCGCUGAGGACAUCAAUGAAGUUAUCUAUGAACAUGGUAUGGAUGGAUACAUCAUGUGCGAACUGAAGUGGAAAGAAUUUGGAACUAGAUCUCGAAGUCACAAGUACUUUGCUGCAUGUAAUAAAUUGAGAGAGGCACACAGGGAUGUGGGAAGUGCCAAUCGUGAUUAUCCUGAAUGCAAAACAAGCGAAAUGGGGAAAUUGAGAGAUAAGGCCUACGAGUUUCGCUUCAAAAACCUGGACAAGGCUACAACCAAAAAAAUCAUUGACUGCGUUGAUUAUUGGGUUCUUAAGACCAAGGAUGUUCGAAAUUUAGUCAGCCAGUACCACAACGAGAAGGUGUAUGUUGAUAUUGCGAAUGAUAACCAUGGUUUGUUCCCGUGGGACCCGAUCAGAGCGUACAGAGAAAAAAUCGGAUAUGGACAAGACUUCAAUGAGCACGGAGGGAUCAGGAGGUUUCUCAAACUGCACAGUGGAAUGAUAACUAGGCAGCUGGGAAGCAAACUUGCUCCCAUUUACAAGAUUGGACAAGACAGUUUCUCCGAAAUGAUUAAUUUUGGGGCUGGAUUUGAAGUAAAGGACCAUGACUAUGGUGCAAGAUUUGGGCCCUAUGCUCAAGUAGGUUCGCUGGGGUUCCCUCAGGAUUGGACCUUUCAAGAAGCUUUUCAAAUGUGGGACUUUGGAGAGCUAAGUCUGUCGCAAGUGUUCGACAUUGUCAAUUCUCGUCGGAACGGGGACCCUGUGGGGUCGGUGUUGGCUAGCGGUACCAACGACGUGAGCACAGGUCAGUUCUUUAGGAUCGAGGUCAGAGGCGUCAUCGAUCCAGUUGGUCUGGUUGAGGGAAUCCACAGCAAUCCAACAGUGACUCCCGGAACUCCAACUGGUGCUCCCACUGUGGGACCGCCCACGUACCAGCCAUCCAGUUACCCAAGUCCGUCCUCAUAUCUUUUGGGUGCAAGUCAACGUCAAGCAAGUAUGCAACUCGUCGCAUCAACGCCCGAAACUGAUGAGCCCAUGUAUGUGGGAUGUUACAAGGAUACCAACGACCGAGGCUUGCCCGUUUUCCAGGGGAACAUGUAUCCAAUAGAUACGUGCACGGCGACAUGCAAACUUGGUGGCUAUCAUUUUGCUGCCAUGCAAAACUGGAAGGAAUGCUUUUGCGGAGCUGCAACUGCAGAGUUUGAUAAGCAUGGUCAUGCUCUUGAAAUGGACUGCAAGUCCAGAUGCAAGGACAAGAACGGCUAUUGUGGUGCUGGUCGUCGAAAUUCGGUGUGGACCACCGGCUUUUCAGGUCAAGAUCAGCAAGCCAACUAUGUGGGAUGCUUCAUGGAUGCGAAAAGUCCUCGUGCGCUCACCCACCGCAUUGGGCCAGGAAAAAGCAUCGAUGACUGCAGGACUGAGUGUCACGAUCUGAACUUUAAGUACGCAGCGCUUCAAAAUGCAGAUUAUUGCUUCUGCGGGAAUGCCGGCUACGAUAUGCAUAGCAGCAAGCUGCCGGAGAGCAAUUGCCAAAAAGAUUGCAAAUAUGGCUCGGGGAAAUGCGGUGGAGGUUAUAGAAAUAGCGUUUAUCUGACUGGCUACAAGCCUUCAUCUGAAUAUAUCGGAUGCUUCAAGGAUUCCUCCCCGCGUGCUCUCGAGGUCCAUUUGGGCAACGGAUUCACGUUGGACGGUUGCAUCGAAGAUUGCUUCAACAAAGGCUUCAAGUAUGCCGGUCUUCAAUUCAAAAGCGAAUGUCGCUGUGGGCACACUGGUUAUGACAAAUAUGGCGGCGUUCGUCCCGGAAGAAACAGUGUGUACGCCACUGGGUUUGAGCCCAUUGCCGAAUACAAGGGCUGCUACAAAGAUCAGAGUGACAGAGCACUUUCCCAUAAAGUUGGACCCAACCAAUCCUUGGAUGAGUGCAAGACGAAGUGUCAAGACAAGGGUUAUUACUAUUUCGCCCUGCAAUCUGGAAACUAUUGCUUCUGCGGCGCCUUCGACGAUGACUUUGACAAAUACGGCAAGGUGAACGACAGCGAGUGCGACGGCAAGGCGUGCAAAGGCGGCGGCAACACAGGUUGUGGUGGUGGUUGGAGAAAUGCGCUUUGGAAGACAGGGCUGAAAUAA